AUGGACAAGAAGGCGCUCCAAGCGGCGCUCAAGCGCAAACUUGCUGCCAAGAAGAAGACCACCAGUGGCCAGUCUGGGAGAAAAUCUGGAGGCGGGAAGUCGGGAAAGUCUGGCAAGGGAAAUGGAUCGUCGAUGGUGAAGCGGAGGCGUGUGGAUGAGGCCGGAAUGGGCCAGGGGCCGCCGGUCAAGAUGCGCAAGCCGCGGAAUGAGGCGAAAGCUGCAAGCGCCGCCCCGGCGCCAUCAGGCAAGGCCAAGGCCAAGGCCAAGACCAAGGGCAAAGGCAAAGGCAAGGGCAAGGGCAAGGGUAAGGGUAAGGGCACGGAGCUGGCGAUGGCAUCGGCGGGGAGCUCAGGCGGGGAGGAUAUGCCGCUGUUUUCCUCAAUGCUUCCGCCGGCUCAGAUGGAGGCGCAGCACGCGGAUACCAAGCUGAUGAAGGGAGCGCGGUUCCGGUGGCUCAACGAGCAACUGUACACCCGGCCGGGAGAUGAGUCGUUCAAGAUCUUUUCGGAGGAUACCUCGCUGUUCGAUGUGUACCACGCAGGCUUUGCCGCGCAGGUGGUCAAGUGGCCGGCCAACCCGGUCGACGUCAUUAUCAAGUGGCUCAACAAGCUACCGGAAGAGCUUGUCAUCGCCGACUUUGGCUGUGGCGAGGCCAAGCUUGCGGCUUCGGUCCGCCAGCCCGAGGUCUACUCGUUUGAUCUUGUUGCUGCCAACGAGUCGGUCAUUGCCUGCGACAUGGCCAACACGCCGCUGCCGGACGAGUCGAUCCACGUUGCAGUCUUCUGCCUCUCGCUUAUGGGCACCAACGUCAUCGACUUUGUGGCCGAGGCCUCGCGUGUCCUAGUUGUCAAGGGCAUUCUCAAGAUUGCCGAGGUCAAGUCGCGCAUUCCUUCGAUCGACACCUUUGUCAACUCCAUCUGCUCGCUCGGCUACAAGCUGGAGGCCCGUGACGAGAAAAACACCAUGUUUGUCAUGCUCGACUUCCGCAAGCUCUCCAUGCCUUCUCACGCACAGCUGAGCAAGGCUGCCAUCACGCUCGAGCCGUGCCUGUACAAGCGCCGCGGGUAG
This is a messenger RNA of Thecamonas trahens ATCC 50062, 1068 nucleotides long. RefSeq names its product ribosomal RNA-processing protein 8. The transcript is spliced from 2 exons. Lineage: Eukaryota; Apusomonadida; Apusomonadidae. Gene Ontology annotation, molecular function: methyltransferase activity. Gene Ontology annotation, cellular component: nucleolus. The record is from RefSeq and is a predicted model, not a curated record. The coding region runs from base 1 to 1068 and encodes 355 amino acids.